Fonticula alba is the source of this 1927-nucleotide messenger RNA. RefSeq lists its product as hypothetical. The transcript has 5 exons. NCBI's taxonomy places the organism in Eukaryota, Rotosphaerida, Fonticulaceae. The record is from RefSeq and is a predicted model, not a curated record. Bases 80 to 1927 code for a protein of 615 amino acids.
ACGACGACGACGACGACGACGUUGUCCAUUUCCCCCGCCCCCCUUCCCCUUAUCCCGGUCCCUGCUCUCCCCACCGGCGAUGGCUGCCUCCGAUUAUGCCGUCUUCGAGAGCCGGAUAGCUUCCCUCGAAAAUGAACUCGUGAUGGCUGGCUCCCUUUAUCGGACAGUCAAGCUCCAAAAUGACCAUCUACUUCGUAGCCUCUCGGAAGAAAGGCUACGCUCCACUGAUCUUCAGCAUAAGGUUGACCAACUAGCCCAAAAACUUCGGCGGGUGUCCACAAGUGCUGCUGUCCGACAGCAACUCUUUGCUCCAUGCUCAUGCUCAACACUCCCGGUGGCUGAAAGUGCAGACAUCCAGCCGCCCGAUCACUUCUCCUUCGCCCCGGUGAGCUUCUCCCCGGCGCCAGCUGUGACCUCGGCAUCGAAAAGUGCCACAACAUCUGCAUCCGCCUCAACCACAGCGUCCGCCAGCGCAUCGACCUCCUCUCCUCCUGCAACUACCACCACCACUACGACAACCACCACCGCCGCCGCCGCCGCCGCUGCCACCGCCACUACCACCGACUCUGCUCCGGGCUCGGACCAACCCCCAGCCACCGCUCCCUCUACCGCUACAACCGCCACCGCGUCUGCAUCCUCCUCCUCGUCCGACCAACCCGAGGCCACCCCCUCGACCACCGCGACCACCGCUACCGCCACCACUGCAACCGCCACCACUGCAACCGCCUCUGGCGAGGCUACCGUUACAUCUACCACUGCUACCGCCACCGCCAAUGCCCCCCAACCACAGCAGCAGCAGCAGCAACAACAACAACAACAACAACAGCAGCAACAGCAACAACAAGCAUCUCGCCCCUGGUCUGCGACGGGUCCGGGCGUCUCGUCUGCCGACGGCCAUGCACCACGCUACUCCCAUCACCUGCGCAAGCAGGCUGCUCAAGCUUUCGAUGCCCAACUCCUGCGCAGUCGCCUGGCCGCCUUGGGUAUUGAAUCGGGUGCUCCGGCAUCCUCUUGGCAGCCGGUGCCAUCGCAGGCGGCCUGGCCCCCGACACAAGGGCAGUUUGGAAGGCCUCCCUCUCCGGCCAGUCGACUGGCACCCUCCAGCGUCCCGGACGCCCCGCCCGCCGGUGCGCCCCCCUCCCCCGGUGCGGCAUGUUCCUUUCGAUACAUGUCCAAGUGCGAGUUGCACGAGUACCAAAUCAGCCAGCUCCAGACCCAGCUUCGGACGCAGCAGUCCCAGCAGCAAAUCCUUCUCGGGCACCUGGCCAUGCUGCAGAAUUACACCUUCCAGACGGAUCGCCUGAAGGCGGAGUUCGGGGCAGCAGCUGUGGCCGAGUGGCCUGCCUCGGGAUUACUUUACCCGCCAUUGGUGCCGGAUUCGUCCAUUCCUCUGGACGAUGGGGCCUCGGCUCUGCAGCGCCCCUCGGUAUCGGUCCCGCUACCUUCCUCAGCCCCGGUCCCGGUCUCGGACCCGGCCCCGGCCCCGGCCCCGGCCCCGGUCUCGGACCCGGUCCCAGCCCCAGGCCCGGUCCCGGCCCCAGUCUCAACAGUGGCUUCGAGCGUACCGCCCUCCGCGGCGGCACCGGUGGCAACAGCCGGCGCUCCAUCCGCCCUGGGAGACCCAUCAAGCCACUUGCCAACAACCAUGGGACGCUACUUGUCCGGAGCACCGCAUCACCAUCCCCAUCACCACCCCCUCCUCCGCCAUCCGGGUUAUGGCCACUACCAACAUGCGCAGCAGCUCCACAGUGGCUACUAUCACCAUCAUACACCCCCCCUGCCGGUGCAUUACGCCUCUGUUGCCGGUCCUGCCACUGCCGCCAGGCCACAACACCGGGACCGUGCAACGUCACCGCCGCCGGGCUCUGCUCACCCUCCAGCGCCAUGGGGUACCAUGGAUGCACCACCAGAUGACCGGCAAGUGUAG